This is a messenger RNA of Scomber japonicus (chub mackerel), 1758 nucleotides long. It is a transcript of the gene gcdha, whose product is annotated as glutaryl-CoA dehydrogenase a. Lineage: Eukaryota; Metazoa; Chordata; Actinopteri; Scombriformes; Scombridae. The record is from RefSeq and is a predicted model, not a curated record. Bases 43 to 1362 code for a protein of 439 amino acids. Gene Ontology annotation, molecular function: glutaryl-CoA dehydrogenase activity; flavin adenine dinucleotide binding; fatty-acyl-CoA binding. Gene Ontology annotation, cellular component: mitochondrial inner membrane. Gene Ontology annotation, biological process: fatty-acyl-CoA biosynthetic process; fatty acid beta-oxidation using acyl-CoA dehydrogenase. The transcript has 12 exons.
CGGAUCAGCAGAUACAUCCACAGAGAGGGGAAAAGUAAACACAUGGCUCUCAGAAGUAUCACUCGUCUGCUCUCCAACACCCAAAAAUGUGUGGCUGUGACUGCCUCCAGAGCCCAGGGCACAGCUGCAGAAGUCCGCAAAGAUGUUGAAGAAGUCAAAAGGCCUGCAAAGGCACCCAAGGUAGCAUUCAACUGGAGGGACGCUCUGAAUCUGGAGGGUCAGUUGACAGAGGAGGAGAUCAUGAUCCGAGACUCCUUCCGUGACUACUGCCAGGAAAAACUCAUGCCCCGCAUCCUCAUGGCCAACAGACAUGAACAUUUCCAUCGUGAAAUUGUCUCAGAGAUGGGAGAACUGGGUGUUUUAGGCCCAACUAUCAAAGGUUAUGGCUGUGCAGGCACCAGUUACGUGGCAUAUGGUUUGAUUGCCAGAGAGGUCGAGAGAGUGGACAGCGGGUAUCGGUCUGUCAUGAGCGUCCAGUCUUCACUGGUCAUGCACCCUAUCAAUGCUUAUGGCACAGACGCCCAGAAGGAGAAGUACCUGCCCAGGCUUGCUCGUGGAGAAAUCCUUGGCUGCUUUGGUCUCACAGAGCCAAACCACGGCAGUGAUCCCAGCAGUAUGGAGACCAAGGCCAAGUACAACCCAUCCAGUGGUACCUUCUCUAUUAGUGGAGCUAAGACCUGGAUCACAAAUUCCCCUGUGGCAGACAUUGCAGUGGUGUGGGCUAAGUGUGAAGAUGGGAGGGUGCGGGGUUUCAUCUUGGAGCGUGGAAUGAAGGGUUUUGCCACCCCCAAGAUAGAGGGCAAGUUUUCCCUGAGGGCGUCCGCCACUGGCAUGAUCCUUAUGGAUGAAGUGGAAGUUCCCCAGGAGAACCUGCUGCCCAACGUCUCUGGCCUGGCUGGUCCCUUUGGCUGUCUUAACAAUGCCCGGUAUGGCAUUGCCUGGGGAGCUCUAGGAGCUGCUGAAUUCUGCUUCCAUGCGGCCAGACAAUACACUCUGGACAGAAUUCAGUUUGGGGUGCCACUGGCCAGGAACCAGCUGAUGCAGAAGAAGAUGGCGGACAUGCUGACAGAGAUCACGAUUGGACUGCAGUCGUGUCUGACCCUGGGAAGGCUUAUUGAUGAGAAGAAAGCGGCUCCAGAUAUGAUCUCUAUGUUGAAGAGGAAUAGCUGUGGAAAGGCUUUGGACAUCGCAAGACAAGCCAGAGACAUGCUGGGAGGGAACGGCAUCGCAGAUGAGUACCACAUCAUUCGUCACGUCAUGAACCUGGAGGCCGUCAACACAUACGAAGGUACUCAUGAUAUUCACGCCUUGAUCCUGGGUAGAGCUAUCACUGGACUGCAGUCUUUCACUGUUGAGAAGUGAAGCUUUUCAGCUGUCUUCCCCUUUGAAAAAGACUUGAGGUGGAACAUAUAGUACUUUACUACCAUCUGCCCUGUGAAACACAUGACCCUGUUCAGGAUUAUUAUGUGUUGCAGUUGUAUCAUUGUAUGGGGUACUAAAUAAAUCUAUAAUAAAGUAAAAAUACCUCAUCACAUCUACUGUAUGUGGUUUUAAACCACUGAUGUUUGUUACCUUUGGUAAAAAUGUAAAGUUAACCUAACAAAGCAUUGGGUCCAACUGAGAUAUGAUAUUUGUACAGUUAAAAUGUCAGAAAUAUUCUUCAGGCAUUUAAAAGGCAUUGUGCAUGUAAAAGUUGCUGCAUUAUGAAUUAUGUGUUGGUUUGUGAUAAAUUAAUAUGUAAAUAAAGGGCUUUGAAUG